This is a messenger RNA of Eptesicus fuscus (big brown bat), 930 nucleotides long. Its product is annotated as olfactory receptor 7A10-like. Gene Ontology annotation, cellular component: membrane. The coding region runs from base 7 to 930 and encodes 307 amino acids. Gene Ontology annotation, molecular function: olfactory receptor activity; G protein-coupled receptor activity. Gene Ontology annotation, biological process: G protein-coupled receptor signaling pathway. NCBI's taxonomy places the organism in Eukaryota, Metazoa, Chordata, Mammalia, Chiroptera, Vespertilionidae. The record is from RefSeq and is a predicted model, not a curated record. The transcript has a single exon.
UGACACAUGGAACCAGGCAAUGAUACGCAGAUUUCAGAAUUCCUUCUUAUGGGACUUUCACAGGCACCGGAACAACAGUCCCUCAUAUUUGGGCUUUUCCUCUCCAUGUACCUGGUCACUGUGUUUGGAAACCUGCUCAUCAUCCUGGCCGUCAGCUCAGACUCCCACCUCCACACACCCAUGUACUUCUUCCUCUCCAACCUGUCCUUGGUAGACAUCUGUUUCACCUCCACCACCGUCCCAAAGAUGCUGGUGAACAUCCAGACACAGAGCAGAGUCAUCACCUAUGAAGGCUGCAUCACCCAGAUUUAUUUUUAUACACUUUUUAUAGUGUUGGACAACUUUAUCCUGACUGUAAUGGCCUAUGACCGGUUUGUAGCCAUCUGCCACCCCCUGCACUACAUGAUCAUCAUGAACCCCCGGCUCUGUGGACUGCUGGUACUGGUGUCCUGGAUCACGAGUUUCCUAAAUUCCUUGCUACAUAGCUUAAUGGUGUUGAAGCUGUCCUUCUGCUCAGAUUUAGAAAUCCCCCACUUUUUCUGUGAACUUAAUCAGGUGGUUCAACUUGCCUGUUCUGACACCUUUCUUAACAACAUUAUGAUAUAUUUUUUAAUUGUGCUACUCGGUGGUGGUCCCUUUGCUGGGAUCCUUUACUCAUACUCUAAGAUAGUGUCCUGUAUUGGUGGAAUCCCAUCAGCUCAGGGGAAGUAUAAAGCAUUUUCUACUUGUGUGUCUCACCUCUCAGUUGUCUCCUUAUUUUAUGGUACAAGCCUAGGAGUUUAUCUCACCUCUGCUGCUACCCAUAAUGCACACUCAAGUGCAAUAGCCUCGGUGAUGUACACGGUGGUCACACCCAUGCUGAACCCCUUCAUCUACAGUCUGAGGAACAAUGACAUAAAGAGGGCCCUGGAAAGACUCUUUGGCAGGUAA